AUGGCGCGGCAGGCCGCAACGACCAUUGACGAUCUUCCAGACCAAAUCCUUGGCCACAUCAUGGAGCUGGCUGGGCUGGAUCACGGGCGCAUCGUCCGCCUGGUCAGCAAGCGUUGGCAGCGAGUAGUAUUGUCGGAGCCGGCUUUCUGGCGCACAUUCCGCCUGACGACGGGGCGGCAGGGCCAGCCCAUCAGCCAACAGCAGGCCUGGCUGCUCGGCAAAUUGCGGCAGCUUUCGCUGGUGACAGACUGGGUGAAGGAGUUUGUGGUGCCCGACUGGGGAGGGCUGGAGGCGGCAGCAGCCGCCGGCGGCCUCCACCUCAGCAACUUCCUGCAGGCAUGUCAACUUGCAAUGCUGAACCGUGGGGUGGUGGUAGAGAUGGACCUGGCCUCUGCCGGGGUGGUGCCUGAAGCAGUGCUGCGGCAGCUGCCUGACUUCCCCAUGCUGGAGACCCUCAAGCUGCGGAGUUCCACCCUGCUGCCGCUCGCCACAGCCGGCGUGGUCGGCCGCCUGAUGCAGCUGCGCUGCUUCCGCUGCCACGCGGGCGUGCUGUUGUCGGCUGAGCUGGCUGACAGCGUGCACACGCUGUCGCGGCUGACUCGGUUGGAACUGACGGCGGCGGUGGUGGCCCCCACAACGCUGCAGCAGCUCACGUGCCUGGCGCAGCUCAGCCACUUUGGCCUGAGGCAGACCGCCCAGUCAUCAGCCAGGAUCCCAGCAGAGCUGCCACUGGAGCUGCCGCUGCCCACCGCCUUCCCUUCCCUGGCCAGCUUUGACCUAUAUGCAGCUCGCGGCAUACAAAUGGGCGAUGCCCAGCUGCGUGGCUGCAACUUUGCUGUGGGCCAGCACCCCAGCAUCCCUGGCAGACAGAUCGGCGUGCUGUGCAUCGGCGGCAUCUCAACCAUGUCAUCCCUGCAGGGCCUGCUCGCUGCCUUGCUACCCGCCGGCAAGCCCUUUUCGUACUUGGAGUUGGAGCAUUGCCAGCUGGCGCCCGCCGCGCUGCGCGACUGCCGCCUGCUGGCAGAGCUGCCCGCGCUACACUUCAACAGCUGCAGCAGCGGUGGCAGCGUCGCUGCCGCGCUGGACCCGCUGCUGCAGCAGGCGGGCAAGCUGGAGACGCUCAGCCUCACCGGCAGCCUGGGCGCCCUGUCCUUCCCUGUUUCGUUGAAGACUAAGACCGGCCUCAAGAAGCUGCGAUUCCGGCAGAACCGGCUGGAAGACAUACCGGCUGGGGUGUACCUGAAGAGCCUGGAGCUGCUUGACAUUGGCGGCGAGAACCUGAGCCACGGCAUCCUGCCGCCCGCGCUGGUGGCGGCCACCUCGCUGUCGGAGCUAGUGCUGAGCAGCAGCUCCAAGAUUAAGGUCAAGCGCGACGACAUCGACAAUGUGCUGGCGGAGAUGCCUUCUCUCAGGCGCCUGGUGGUUGGCUCUGCCACCAUGACUGCAGUGGUGGCGCAGUACAUCCAGAAGGCCAUGCCGCACCUGCAAGUCAAGCGGAGCUGA
Messenger RNA from Chlorella variabilis, 1503 nucleotides. RefSeq names its product expressed protein. The record is from RefSeq and is a predicted model, not a curated record. Bases 1 to 1503 code for a protein of 500 amino acids. NCBI's taxonomy places the organism in Eukaryota, Viridiplantae, Chlorophyta, Trebouxiophyceae, Chlorellales, Chlorellaceae. The transcript is spliced from 6 exons. Gene Ontology annotation, molecular function: protein binding.